This is a messenger RNA of Strongyloides ratti, 2559 nucleotides long. RefSeq names its product Astacin-like metalloendopeptidase. The transcript has a single exon. Gene Ontology annotation, molecular function: metalloendopeptidase activity; zinc ion binding. NCBI's taxonomy places the organism in Eukaryota, Metazoa, Nematoda, Chromadorea, Rhabditida, Strongyloididae. Bases 1 to 2559 code for a protein of 852 amino acids. The record is from RefSeq and is a predicted model, not a curated record. Gene Ontology annotation, biological process: proteolysis.
AUGGCAUAUUAUAAUUAUACUAUUCGAAGGAAAAAUAUAAAUAAUUAUCUAAUAUUUUAUAUUAAUUUUUUUCUAUCUAUUUUAUCUAUUAAUUAUAUCUCAGCACAAGAUUUUUCCUCAUUAAUAUCACUUUUUGGUUCUGGUAUUGGUAAUUCUGCCUCUACCACAGGAGGAACUGUAUCAACAGGUAUUGCUGGUAAUCCACCAACAAGUCCUGGAAAUGCAUUAGCAUCAUUAAUUGGUGCAUUUUCACCUGAUGCUAAAUCUCCACUUGCUGGAAAUGAUCCUAUAAGUCAGAUGUUUUCACUUGGUCAAACAAUUGCAAAUAAUCUUCCACCAGAAACAUUUAAAUUACCACCUAUGAAUGGAAAUAAUAAAAUAACACCAAUUCCAUUUAGAUCACCAUUAAAUAAUAAAAGAAAUAAGAAAAAAAAUGAAAAUUUUUUUGGUAAUAAAGAAAUAACAAAUGGUAUUAAAACAUCAACUGAAAAUAGUUUUAAUGUAACAGAAGUAUCAAAAAAUGUUGGAAAACGUAAACGUGGAUCUAAAAAACAUAAUAAAAAAAGGAGAACAAAAAGACCAAGAAAGACAACAAGUAACUUAAGUACAACAAUAAAAUUAUUCUCCACAACUGAGGUACCAAUUACUCAAAAUCAACAAUUUGAUGAAAUACAAAGAAGAAAUAUAAUUAGAACAACACCAAUACCUAAUUUAUUUUUUGAUACAUCAGUAAUAGAAGAUUGGGCUAUUAGAAAAAAUAGAGAAUUUAAGGAACGUCGUAGUGUUCAAAGUGAUAGUUAUCGACCCCCAAAUAUAAUGACAUCUUUUUCUCAUGAUUCAGCACCUAAAAAUGGUUGGGGUAAAAUAAUGAAUAAUUUUGGAAGAAAUUUUAAUUCAUUUAUAUCAGAAAUGACACAAUAUACAAAGACUGCUGAUUUAUCACAAUUACAACAACCAUUAUCUUUACCACCAAUACAACCACCAUCUGGUAAUCCAAUUACUGAAACAUCUAUAGUAACACCUCAACCACUUCCUGAUACUAAUCCAUUAUCAACUAAAAAUUUAAUGUUAGGAUUUUUAAAAGCUAUGUCUCGUGAUCCAACUGCAAUACUUCAACCAUUACCAGAAAUAAAUGAUGGAACAGAACAAGGAAGAAAUCGUCCAUUAAUGGAUAAAUUAUUUGAAAGUGAUAUUGUUUUAACAAAUAAUCAGGCUCGUGCAAUAGUUUUAGCAGAGGCUGAAAAACGAGAUCCAAAUUUAAGAAGGAGAGUUAAAAGAAAAGUAAUUACUGGUGCUGUAUAUAGAUGGAAAAAAGAAAUUGGUAUACCUUAUAGUUUUCAUGAAUCUGAUAAUGACCAUAAAUGGAGAAAUUUAAUACGAUCUGCUUUAGAAUUAUGGGAAAGUGAAACAUGUUUAAGAUUUAAAGAAAAUGGUAUAGGAAAAGAUAGAUUACUAUUCUUUCGUGGUGGUGGUUGUUAUUCAUCUGUUGGUAGAGUUGGUGGUGCACAAAAAAUAUCAAUUGGACAUGGAUGUGAUGAUAAAGGAAUUAUAUCACAUGAAGUAGGACAUGCAUUAGGUUUUUGGCAUGAACAAAGUAGAUAUGAUAGAGAUACAUAUAUAUAUUUAAGAAAAAAAUUUAUUAUUAAAGGUACAGAUGGUAAUUUUGCUUUAAGAACAGAAAGUGAAAUUGAUUCUAUGGGAUUACCAUAUGAUUUAGGUAGUGUUAUGCAUUAUGGACCAAAUGCUUUUACAACAGAUUGGAGUGAAAUAACAAUUGCUACAAAAGAUAAAAAUUAUCAACAUACAAUUGGUCAAAGAUUAAAACCAAGUUUUAUUGAUGUUAAACAAGUAAAUAGAUUAUAUUGUAUGAAUGAAUGUUCACUUACACAAAAUAAAUGUAAACAUGGAGGAUAUCCAGAUCCAAAUAAUUGUAAAAUUUGUAAAUGUCCUGAUGGUCUUGGUGAUAAAUUUUGCCAAAAAGCAGAAGAUACCUCAUCAGAAGGUUCUGAAUGUGGUGGUGAAAUAUUAGCAUUACCAAAUGUUUGGAAUCAUUUAACAUAUAAAGGAAAAAAUCGUUGUGUAUGGAGAAUUUCAGCAAAUAAUGCGAGAAUAAGAUUUAUUUUAGAUACAGCAGAGUAUACAUGUCAGACGACGUGUAAAUCGUUUGUUGAAUUUAAACAUAAUUCUGAUUUUCAACAAACGGGUUUUCGUGCUUGUUGUCCUGAUGAAUAUAAAAAUAUUCAAGUUGUUUCAGAUCAAGCAGAAGUAAUUAUUAUUCAUGAUGGUAGACAAAAUUUAUAUACAGAUGGAAAAUUUUCUAUUAGAUAUAUUCAAGAUGAAGGUAAACCAUUACCACCACCACCUCCAGCUAUUUGGGUACCUGGAAAAGAAAAUAGAAACUUCCGUGGUAUUGAUAGUAGUAAGACUGGUAUUAUUGAAAAAUUCAUAUUAAAUGCAAUUCCUCAAAUAAGAGACCCAAAAAGACCAGCAGAAAGUAUGUUAAGUAUUUUUACAGAUUAUGUUGCUAGUAGUUUACUAGGAGCAACAAGAGACAAAUAA